AUGUGCAGUUUGCUCCUCGGCAGCUGGGCCUCACCGAGCCACGAGUCUACAUCAGUGACCUCCUCGCCCCACACGCAGUACACCUUCGAGAUCCAGGCCGUGAAUGGAGUGACCGACCAGAGCCCCUACUCCCCGCAGUUCUCCUCCGUCAACAUCACCACCAACCAGGCCGCUCCAUCCACCGUCUCCAUCAUGCAUCAGGUCAGCCGUGCCGUGGACAGCAUCACCUUGUCCUGGUCUCAGCCGGACCAACCCAAUGGGGUCAUACUGGACUACGAGCUUCUGUACUAUGAGAAGGACCUGACCGAACACAAUUCCUCUGUGGUGAAAAGUCCCACCAACACUGUGACGGUGUCCGGCCUGAAGGCUGGGACCAUCUACGUCUUCCAGGUCAGAGCACGGACGGUGGCCGGCUACGGGCGCUACAGUGGAAAGAUGUACUUCCAGACCAUGACGGAAGCCGAAUACCAGAGCAGCUUCCAGGAAAAACUGCCGCUGAUUAUUGGCUCGUCUGCCGCAGGUCUGGUGUUCCUCAUCGCCCUGGUGGUCAUCAUCAUCGUCUGCAACAGACGAGGCUUUGAGCGGGCCGACUCGGAGUACACCGACAAACUGCAGCACUACACGAGCGGACACAUGACUCCAGGGAUGAAAAUUUACAUUGACCCUUUCACAUACGAGGAUCCCAACGAAGCCGUGAGGGAGUUUGCCAAAGAAAUCGACAUUUCCUGUGUGAAGAUCGAGCAGGUGAUUGGAGCAGGGGAGUUUGGGGAAGUUUGUAGUGGACAUCUGAAGCUGCCAGGAAAGCGGGAGAUCUUUGUGGCCAUCAAGACCCUGAAGUCGGGGUACACAGAGAAGCAGCGGAGAGAUUUCCUCAGUGAAGCCAGCAUCAUGGGGCAGUUCGAUCACCCCAACGUCAUCCAUCUGGAAGGAGUGGUCACCAAGAGCUCGCCCGUCAUGAUCAUCACCGAGUUUAUGGAGAAUGGAUCGCUGGAUUCCUUCCUUCGGCAAAAUGACGGCCAGUUCACGGUGAUCCAGCUGGUGGGCAUGCUGCGGGGGAUUGCCGCCGGUAUGAAGUACUUGGCGGACAUGAAUUACGUGCACCGGGACCUGGCGGCUCGGAACAUCUUGGUGAACAGCAAUCUGGUGUGUAAAGUCUCUGACUUUGGGUUGUCGCGCUUCCUGGAGGACGACACCUCUGACCCCACGUAUACCAGCGCCCUGGGCGGGAAGAUCCCCAUUCGGUGGACGGCCCCGGAAGCCAUUCAGUACCGGAAGUUUACCUCGGCCAGCGAUGUGUGGAGUUACGGCAUAGUCAUGUGGGAGGUGAUGUCCUAUGGAGAGCGGCCAUACUGGGAUAUGACCAAUCAGGAUGUUAUAAAUGCCAUUGAGCAGGAUUACCGCCUGCCGCCACCAAUGGAUUGUCCCAACGCUCUUCACCAGCUCAUGCUGGACUGCUGGCAGAAGGACCGCAAUCACCGGCCCAAGUUUGCUCAGAUAGUCAACACCUUGGACAAAAUGAUUCGAAAUCCCAACAGCUUGAAGGCCAUGGCCCCUCUGUCCUCGGGGGUGAACCUACCUCUCCUGGACCGCACCGUCCCCGAUUACACCAGCUUCAACACGGUGGACGAGUGGCUGGAUGCCAUCAAGAUGGGACAAUACAAGGAGAGCUUUGCCAAUGCCGGAUUCACCUCCUUCGAUGUUGUGUCUCAGAUGACCAUGGAGGACAUUCUCCGGGUCGGGGUCACUCUGGCCGGACACCAGAAGAAAAUCCUCAACAGUAUUCAGGUGAUGCGGGCGCAGAUGAACCAGAUCCAGUCGGUGGAAGUUUGA
Messenger RNA from Staurois parvus, 1830 nucleotides. Lineage: Eukaryota; Metazoa; Chordata; Amphibia; Anura; Ranidae. The record is from the annotation of a GenBank genome assembly.